Molecule: messenger RNA, 513 nt
Organism: Drosophila suzukii
Lineage: Eukaryota; Metazoa; Arthropoda; Insecta; Diptera; Drosophilidae
Source: RefSeq, a predicted model, not a curated record
ACAACUAGAAGUGCAGUUGCCCGCAGAUAAUUGAACACAAUGAAGAGGCACAUUAUUCCGCUUCUGCUCCUACUUGGCAUCCUCUGUGCAGCUCUAGUCGCUGGCCAUCCGCACGACCUUAUUGGAUCUACCGACGAUCCUAACUAUGAUGUCUUGGAGGAGUCUGGCAGCGGUUACAACAGUGCUGAAGAGUUCAUGAACGCCAUGGACGAGCUAAUCAGACGUUGGCAGGAGUCCGACGCAGCUCAAGAGAACUCAACCGACUACUCAAGUCUUGACUACGAUGAGACAACCUUGGAUUCAACAGAUUUUGUUACCGAACCGGUGACUUAGUACAAUAAAUUUUGUUUAAUAACUUAUUGAUUGCCUAAAAUAAUAAUUUAUCUGUCCCUAUUUCUUGUACAUUGAUGAAUACUAAAACAUUGUGAUAGCUAGUAAGUAUAUACAAUGUAAAUAUCUUUUAAGAAAAAGCCUUCAAAUAGUACAAUAUUAAAACAAUACUUUUUAACACAA